This is a messenger RNA of Fusarium falciforme, 1884 nucleotides long. RefSeq names its product Amidase domain-containing protein. The transcript has 4 exons. Lineage: Eukaryota; Fungi; Ascomycota; Sordariomycetes; Hypocreales; Nectriaceae. Bases 1 to 1884 code for a protein of 627 amino acids. The record is from RefSeq and is a predicted model, not a curated record.
AUGAAUUACUGGUGGUAUAUGGUGGCGGCAGCCCUCCUGAGGCCUUUUUUGGCCUUUGCAUAUUCGUUUUCAACCACCGGGACGACCCUGCAGCUCAAUGGCAUCUCUUACUACGUACCACCUCAUGCAGUCGGAAAAGUCCCGAGGGCUGUGUUUGAGGUUAAUGAAAACAUCGGGCUGCUCCCAAUUACUGUUAUCAACACGGACGAACAGUCGUUGAGUCUUGACGAUGCCAAUAACAUCACAGCAACGUUUUCGAAGACGGAUGAUGUUUAUCAAAUUGGUUUCGCUCAAGGCUUCUACGUGCAGGGAAGGAGUGCUAGCAAUGAGAGAGCUGACGCUACGGUGCUGGGUAACUCUACCGCUUUUUGGGUUUCCAAAGCUCAAAAUAGCAAUCCUCUCCCUGAUGGCCCAUACUUCGUCUCUAUUACUGGGCGCAUAUACCAAGCCUAUAGACUGUGCGCCGAUGUUCAAGGGGCAUUCAGUGAAUCCUCAAUCCAGAAUCAAGAUGGCUCGUACUCCGUUCUUCCAGCCCACCUACCUGGUCAAUCUCUUGCAGUUGCCGUCCCUUCGAGACUCUAUUUUACAAAGACUACGGACAAGCCACUGGCCGGUGUAAGACUUGGGGUUAAGGACAUUUUCGAUAUCCAGGGGCUCAAGACCUCGAAUGGCAACAGGGCUUGGUAUCAUCUUUAUCCUGCACCCAACCGGACGGCACCUGCUGUUCAGAACCUGCUGGAUGCUGGUGCUGUCAUAGUCGGAAAGAUGAAGACGAGCCAGUUUGAAAACGGGGAGUCGGCUACUGCUGAUUGGGUGGAUUACCACGCACCGUUUAAUCCUCGAGGAGACGGGUAUCAAGAUCCAUCAUCCUCUUCUGCUGGUCCGGCUGCCGGCGUAGCUGCGUAUCCAUGGCUGGACAUUGCCCUUGGCUCUGAUACUGGAGGUAGCAUAAGGUCGCCGAGUCAAGUUCAGGGGAUCUAUGGGAAUAGGCCGAGCCAUGGCAUGGUUCCUCUGGACGGCACUAUUCCUCUCUCACCUCAGUUUGACACGGCUGGCCUGUUUUCUCGUGAUCCUGCUCUUUGGAAAACAGCCGCCCAUGCGUUGUAUGGCACAAACAUCAGCUUCAAAAAUUCAUACCCUUCGAGUAUCCUCACGAUUGGCUUUCCGACACGGGCCAAAUCUGAGCUGGAUAUGAUCCUCGCCCAGUUUCUGGCGAAUCUAACCACCUUUCUCUCGGCAAAAGCCACUGCUUUUGACCUUGACGAGCACUGGAAUAGAACGAAUCCUGACGUCCUCUCUGUGUCGGCCUUGCUCAACAACACAUACGAGAUUGUAUCGUCCAAGGAGCAAGCAAGGCUUGUUCGAGAUCCCUUCUUUAGAGAUUAUGGAGCUGAUCACGAUGGAAGGCGGCCCCAUGUCAACCCUGCGCCCCUGAACCGUUGGGCAUUUGGCGACAACUCAACGGCAACCGUUGAGCAGGGCAUCGCAAACAAGACUCGAUUCAUGGAAUGGUUCAGCACCAAAGUAUUAUCCCAUGACGCGGAGUCUUGUUCUGACAACCUGCUCGUGUAUGUUCCGAGAACGCCUGAGCCAGUUUACAGGGACACCUACCGGGCAGGCCCCCAAGUCCCAAAGGCUUUUUCGACAAGUCGAAUAUCAGUUAUGAGUGAGACGCCUGACAUGGUUGUGCCGAUUGGUCAGAUGGCUUAUCAUUCUUUGGUCACUUCUCACAAAGAAUACUUGCCUAUCGCCGUCGACAUGAUGGCCGCUAAAGGUUGUGAUGGCAUGUUAUUUUCACUUAUUCAGGACUUGUACGAAGCCGGAAUCUUGGGGAUUAGUCAAACAGGGACAAGUCAUGUUACUGGUGAAGACGUAUUUAUCUAG